Parathielavia appendiculata is the source of this 1005-nucleotide messenger RNA. RefSeq lists its product as uncharacterized. The coding region runs from base 376 to 612 and encodes 78 amino acids. Lineage: Eukaryota; Fungi; Ascomycota; Sordariomycetes; Sordariales; Chaetomiaceae. The record is from RefSeq and is a predicted model, not a curated record. The transcript has 2 exons.
GACCAUCUUCUUCUUUACACCCACUAGGAGGUUGAUCUUCAGUCAAGUGUACUCCCUUUCGCUGGAAGGAGGAAUGGCUCAAGCGGCCGGUUUUCCGUCGACUUGACGACUCCAUUGCUGAGAAGGACUCCGAAAAGUCCAGUUCGGAAAACGAAUCAGACAGCUCAACUACCUCAAAGUAUCAACCUCUCCCAUACCAGAAGCUGUUAGACGACAUGACGGGGCAAUCGCUUGACGCUGGAGAAGAAAGAGCGAUUGAACCGAAGGCCUGGCGUAGGGGGGCAGUCAACGCGGCAAACGGUUUGUCCUUUUCAUCCCUAGAGUAGCUUUGUUUAACGGCAUACAGGCAAUGCCUCUGAUGCUGUCCGCGAUCAGAUGAUGCGUCACGACCCCAAGUGGGCUACUUUUAGCAGCGCAUACAUCAACGAGAAGGUCGGGUUCCACCUUCAGAACGCGUUCCUCGAGGAGCCGACCGAAGACAGCCUUCUUGCAAUGCUCUCGCAUAUCGGCCACAUGCGUGAUCCCCGCACAAGGAGGGAUAUGGUUCCCGAUCAGGUUUGGGACAAGAUGCCGCCCGGUCCGGAGAUUGAGGCACUUUCAUCGACCGACUGAUAGACUGAGGAAUGGUCUUGUUGGGUUGAAGCCGCCUCGGGGCCGGAAGGCCGGUGUGCCGAUCGACGGACCGCGUGGGCCAUUUGGCAAUGUGCCAGACUGGGUGCUGUGAAUGCAGGACAGGCAUAGCGAAAUGGGCAGUGGCCAUGGCCACCCCCAUUGUCCAUUUGCAGCUUAGUCUACCUGAUAAUUCGUACCUGGCUGAAAUCCCAGCGGUACUCCCGUACCUUGCCUGUGAGGUUGCAACGAUCUGCAGGCGGAUUUCUGCCCCGCAGCAGCUGUGCCGUCAAUGACAUUCUUGCUCUCACACUCGAGAUGAUGCUCGCCGAUCUCGGGUUCAACGAGGACACUGCGAGUGCCAUCGGUUAGUCUCGUCCUCUGAGACUUAUGGUU